This is a messenger RNA of Gigantopelta aegis, 1233 nucleotides long. RefSeq lists its product as uncharacterized. The record is from RefSeq and is a predicted model, not a curated record. The transcript is spliced from 7 exons. NCBI's taxonomy places the organism in Eukaryota, Metazoa, Mollusca, Gastropoda, Neomphalida, Peltospiridae. Bases 313 to 1086 code for a protein of 257 amino acids. Gene Ontology annotation, cellular component: trans-Golgi network.
CUAAUAUGUAACGCGACACCAAAUGAAAACAAACUGCAAAGGACUUUAAUCACGAGUUUUAUCUUAUCAUACUUCUUUGUGUACGAUGGACUAAAUUAAUCAAGUCACGUUAUACCUAUACUAAUACUGUAAACAAUUUUACGAAAGUUUCAUUAUUUUUAAAUUACCUUUGUGUAUUCCAUUAAGGUUCAAGCACGCUUCCCUGGUGACACAUACCUCAGCCAUCUAUCUGUCUGUACAAAUGUUUCUGUAACAUUGCCGUUUAUAGGUUAAACUUCAUUGGAUAUACCUGUAUACAGGGAUUAUACGAAUAUGAAAGUAAGACACCCACUGUGGAUCGCUGCACAGUUUACACUGGUAAGUUUGCUGGUGGUCGGCGUCGUUGUCGGUAAACAAUGUGUUGGAGUCGGCCCAUGCGCCUGCACGUUUGAUGACGGGAGUGGAACGGUAGAUCUCAGCAGCACGGGUAACAAAGAUGGCACAGCCAGAUAUCAUGACUACCCAGGAGCGGAUUCCUACUUCUACUCGUACAACCCGUGCGCUCCGUUCACUGACGGCGGCUGUGUCGACGUGGCGGUGUGCCAGACUGACAACGCAAAGACUGCGUACUACAACCUCGGAACGCAGGACACGGCUCAGUGGUCGUACGACGGAACCAACAUUCAAAUCUACUACUACGCCUUGACCGACGCGAUGAGGGAAACGUUCGUCACUGUUAAAUGUGAUCCGAAGUACGAUGAGCCUUUUGUGUCGAUUCAGGGAGAGCAACCUCUUGGGUAUCCACAAUACUAUGUUGAAAUUACUACAAAAUGCGCAUGCCCAGGCAUGUGUGGCACGACAGUACCGACUGACGAGUCUGGAUCUUUAAGUGGAGGCACAAUUCUAAUAAUAAUCGUAUUUGUCAGUGGCUUCAUGUACAUUGUUGUUGGCAUGGGGGUGUUGAAAACUCGUUACCAGGCAACGGGAGCCGACAUGUUUCCUAACAGAACAUUUUGGGGAUCACUACCCGGACUUGUAAAGGAUGGAUUUGUGUUUACAUUUAGACUUUUCAGAGGAAAAUCAAAGACAGGAUACCAAGACAUCUAGCCCGAAUCUGUGUUUUAUCAUCUACUUCCAUUCAAUAACCAUUUUAAAACGAACAGAAAAAAAGACAGUGACUAUAAAUGACAUUUAUAUUAUUAUUUAUUGGUUUAUUUUAAAGCUUCAUUUUUUAAAAAUAAAAUUUGACUGUUG